AUGCAGCGUUUGAUGACGUGUUAAUGAUACCACAUUUCAAGUUCAUUUUUUUCAUCUCUUUGAGAGAAUCGAGAGGUUAGACCGACGUAACGCAUAUGAUAAAGGAACAGUUAAUUGAUAAAUUGUAUUCUGAACAGAAACGUGAUGUCGUUUACGAACUUUUACACCAAAUUAUAGAGGCGGAACUAUGCCUUGUAAUACGAGACGGUCUAGAUGAAUGGGUUGCACCUGACGGUAGUAACCUUGCUGAACCUUCGAUGGCGGGAUUUCCAAAUGACAAGUGCUCUGUUCUUACAACUUCUCGACCAUGGACAUUGGCUGAUGAACGUAUCAAGAAUUCAAUAAUCAACAUUCUGUUAGAAAUCGAGGGUAUUAAGGAUCCAUAUGCAUUUAGUGAAAGAAUAUUGCGGUGCAUACUUGACGAGAGCAAUGAUCUUGAGACAGCGGAGAAGAAAUUUAAGAAAUUCAUAUUAAAGCGUAAACUGACGUCAUUAUCAUAUUCACCAAUACUGUACACGCUUAUAAUUUGCACGUGGGUGAAAACGAUGGACGCGGAGGAACAUUUGAAAGGAUCGUCCUUGUGUGCAUUAUAUACUACUUUGCUUGAAAGCCUUUGUAAGAAGGCGAACGAUACAAUUGGCUUUUUUAACGAUUUAAACCCUCCUCAGGUGAAGUGUUUUGUAAGCACAAGUUAUCUGCGGCAGAUCAUUGAAAACGUAGAUGUCAUUUCAAAAGCUGCUUUCCAUCUUUUGUUUUCUCCUGAAAAGGAAAAGUCUAUUGUAUUCAAAGAUAAAGAACUGUCAAACUACCUUUCGAAAUCUGAAAUAGAGUUUUCUCUCAAAGCAGGACUACUAUCAAAACGAAAAACGAAAACAGGUUUUAAAUGGUCUAUUUCAUUUAUCCAUAAAAGCAUGCAGGAAUUCCUAGCUGCUUAUUAUAUUGCCCUUAAUGCACAUUUGGUUGAUGACGUCAUUUCCGGAUAUCUGGCUCGUCAUAAGGAUGCAUACCUCGACAUUUCCCAGGUGUUCAUAUUCUUGUGUGGACUGAACAUAUCAGCUGCCAAUAAGCUUUCUGGCAUAAUGACCGAACAUUAUGCUAUAAUGAUGGAUGAACGUGAUUAUUCUGAGUCUGAAUUUUUCAGUCCGUUUCAAGGCAUCAUAGUGGCCGGAUACAGAGAAGCUGUAUCAAAUGAAAAAACUGGCAUUCUUCUCAGACUCAGUCACUUUCAAGUCCGUUAUUUCAACUUAAGGGAUGUUUACAACAUAUUGACAUAUAACACGUCAUAUGUCCAGGUCUUGGAAGUUUGCGUAAACUCGGGCACUGUUCAUGACAUUCGAAGUUGUCCUGCUUAUAACGAACAGACAUCUCAUUUUGAGUUUGACCUUACAUCGUGCCACAAACUGAAAUCAUUGACUCUUUUGGGUACCGGCAUACUUUGUUAAGAUUCUGCCAGUUCGGUCUCAUCAGCACUUCCGAUGUGGAUUUUACUUAAUACUGCAGCUCCAGCAGAUUGUUCAGAGCAACCUAAAGUACUCCCUUGCAUAGAACACAUUCUGUUGUACAAAGUCACAAUUUCAACUACAUGGCUACGAAGUCUGUUCAGCACUCUGUUGUUACUCGAUCACACGGUGACGUGUAAGCUGGAGAAAUGCAACAUUACAUGGGUUGUAGAAGACGCAGUGAGAGG
Dreissena polymorpha is the source of this 1687-nucleotide messenger RNA. RefSeq lists its product as uncharacterized. Bases 96 to 1442 code for a protein of 448 amino acids. The record is from RefSeq and is a predicted model, not a curated record. The transcript is spliced from 2 exons. Lineage: Eukaryota; Metazoa; Mollusca; Bivalvia; Myida; Dreissenidae.